Drosophila melanogaster (fruit fly) is the source of this 1860-nucleotide messenger RNA. RefSeq lists its product as uncharacterized. The coding region runs from base 318 to 1736 and encodes 472 amino acids. NCBI's taxonomy places the organism in Eukaryota, Metazoa, Arthropoda, Insecta, Diptera, Drosophilidae. The transcript is spliced from 2 exons. The record is from RefSeq and is marked reviewed.
AGAAGAUCUCUCACCAAGCGGACAGGUGAUCGUCAUGCGCGGGUUCUCAGUCGCCGGAGAGCCAUGUAAUCGCACAACGCGGAACAUUUGCCAACGCUCCACUCGGUUCUAGAAUCACUCUCUAUUUUGCAGCCCAAGUGAAAGCACUUCAUGUAAAUCCGAACGAGCUGAGGCGUAUUACGUAUUAGGAGCUGGGAACUACACCCAAGUGCCCUGCAAGUGAUUUCCCCAAAAAAUCCAUGCCAUUGGAUCCCCCCAGUAGGCGGUUCAACUAGUUGCAAUUUCCAAGGCCCCGUCAACCUAGACACCUGGAAACGAUGCUGUGUACCUUGGCACGGAGUUUUGGAACGGCGCUGGCGAGGAGGAGCUCUUGGUCGACUGCCCGGCGAAGGCGACUGCUGGCCACAAGUCCCCCCCCUUUGGCGAGCCAGCAGAUGCCCAGGAGCUAUACGCUAGACAACGGACCCAAGGUGAAGUCCGAUCAUCGCUCUGGAACGAUGGUGGAGGUGGCUCGUGUCAUUCGCGAGCAAUCCGGCGUGGACGUGGGAUACCAUACGAUUCCCAAGCCCCGAGAUCAUCUCCUGCAGCACGAGCCGAAGAGGGAGGAGCUUCCACCAAGAACUAUGCUGGAUUCGCACACCACGGCCAUUCUGCCCCUGAGCUCCAGUGAGCUAAUCCGCGAGAGCUACGUGAAUCACCUGGGAAGGGUGAGAUUGGGCCGAAUUAUGGAGGAGUUGGACAUGUUUGCCGUAUGGAUCUGCCAUCGUCAUGUGAAGCUGCCCAAGCUGCCGAAGGGAGUGCCUUUGCCUUACACCUUUGUCACGUUGCUGGUCGACAAAGUGGAGUUCACCAACCUGGAGCGGUUGCAGGUCAACCAGGACAUCGAGAUCAGUGGUCACAUCUCGUGGGCGGGGCGGAGCUCCAUGGAGAUUACCAUCUAUGUGAGGCAGUUGGCCCACGGCGAAUAUAUUGAUGUAACAAAAGCAAUCUUCGUCAUGGUGGCCAGAAAUGCCACCAAUACGGGACCGGCUCCCAUUAAUCCUAUAGAGGUUGGCGAUGAAACCGAGAAGCUCAUUUGGGAGCAGGCAGAGAAGCGGCAAAAAGUGCGCAAGUCUUCUGCCAUGGACUCAGUGUUCAACUCGCCGCCCAGGGAGCACGAACAGGCCCUCAUGUACGAGAUCCUCAAGAGAACCACCCCAGCCAAUAGUAUGGAUCUCAACAAGCGUGUGCUGCCGCCGAAAUGCCGCUGGAUGGAGGACUCUAUGCAGUCUACGAUGAUUGCUCCAUUUCCGGAGAACAGGAAUGCGCAGAACACCAUCUUUGGGGGCUAUCUCAUGCGCCAGGCCGUUGAAAUCAGCUUCAUAAUGGCUAGCAUCUAUCUGGGCGAUCGGCCCACCCUCAGGUGCAUCUCGGACAUUAGUUUCAUGCACCCGGUGCAUGUGGAUCGGUUCCUCCAGCUCACCGCCCACGUUGUUUACGCCGCCCAGAACUACGUCCAGCUGAUGACCGUGGCCCAGAUUUGGGAUGCCAAGAGCGGCAAAGUGCAGACCACCAAUGUCUUCUACUUGACCUAUCGGGCGGACAAGGUGCUGGACGAAGUCCUCCCGCGAUCCUACCGAGAGAUGUUGUGGUACGUCCACGGUAGGCGGAAACUCCUGGGCGCUCUGCACUUGCAGCCGGAGUACCCCGAUCCUAUCGAAGUGGCCAAAGAGAGCUCAAAUCAUAUCAGCACUUAGAAUUAGCGCUAAUGUAAAUCGAAGUUGUAGUUGAUCCAAAUAUGUUAAUCUGAUGGAAUUUUAACUUUAUAGCUGUUAUUUUAUAAUUUAUAGGAUAUAUCAAUGAAAUAAAAUUGUAGAAAGG